This is a messenger RNA of Rhodamnia argentea, 1202 nucleotides long. RefSeq lists its product as uncharacterized. The record is from RefSeq and is a predicted model, not a curated record. NCBI's taxonomy places the organism in Eukaryota, Viridiplantae, Streptophyta, Magnoliopsida, Myrtales, Myrtaceae. The coding region runs from base 106 to 1035 and encodes 309 amino acids. The transcript has 5 exons.
GGCUGCGAUCGCCGUCGUCGCCGUCGUCGCAGUCCCCGAAGCUCAGCGAAUUCCAUAAAGGCCUUCUGGUUUUCCACAGAACGAGAAAGAGGGAGAGAGAGCGCCAUGGGAAGGAAGCCGAAGGUCGCGAAGGUCGAAGAGAAGCCUCAACUGCUUGGAAGCAGAAUUGUCCCCGAGAGGAAGGAAGAGUUGCCGCCUGAAGGUGCAAAGUCACCACCAAAUGGACUACAAAUGCAGCCUGCAAAUCCAAAUCCUUCACUUGAAAAAGUGGAACCAAUGGCACAGAGUGCAGACCCUUCUUUGGAAAAAACAACAAAGCCUAAAAGGAAAGCAUCUGCCAGCUUGUCCACCAAUAAGAAGUCGAGAGAGGAGUACGGUUCGGUCCGCCGAUCUGGACGUCUGCAAAAUGCUGUGGUUCCUGCUAGGAUUAAGGACAUAGGACCUGUUUUCCAAGAUAUAACUGCCAAUGACAGUGAGAAUGAAGAUGAGCCACCUUUACCUGAAGAAGGUCCAUUGCAAAAGCUAAGCUUGAGUGAAAUGAGCUUGGAGACAAAAGUCAAUUACCUGUUUAAACAGCUGGAACUACCAGCAAGAUUCAUGGAACCUUCCAAUUCUAAGGUGGCUGGGGAAUUUUUGCCAAGUGGAAGUGCUUCCAAUGCAGAUCUUAAAUACAAAAUUUUGCAUAUGGAUUGUGAUAAGAAGAUUGAAGCCCUACAACAUGAGAAUCAUGUCCUUACCGUGAAGCUAGAAAAUGCUGUCGGCAAACUUGAAAUGUAUGAGCAAGGGAACCACAUAUUCAGUGAAGUAUUGGAUAAACUGAAACAAAUGGUCGUGUUAUUCAAUUGGACUAAACCCGCUGAAACGGCUGCUCACGGAAAGCAAACGGCGCGGGAUGGUUCUUUUUCUCCAGGUGCAGUUGGGAAUGCUUCAUCUCCCAAGAGGAAGGCGUGUGAUGGUUCCUUUUCUCCAGACGCAGUUGGAAAUGCUGCUUAUCCCAAGAGGAAGAGACCAGUAGACGAAGCCCAGAAGAACUGAGUUUCUCAAUGGCAUUAGGUUAUUCCUAGUAUAGCAUAUCAGUUCACUGACUAUAGUAAGUCACACUAGAUCUCUUUCGCUUUUUGGCUGGUUUUGUCUAUGAUAUGUGCAUCAAGUCUAGCCACUUCAGUUGGCUGGUUUUGUUUCUCACUCAGUUUGUAGUUUGA